Molecule: messenger RNA, 4674 nt
Organism: Glarea lozoyensis ATCC 20868
Lineage: Eukaryota; Fungi; Ascomycota; Leotiomycetes; Helotiales; Helotiaceae
Product: Six-hairpin glycosidase
Exons: 3
Coding region: 1-4674 (1557 amino acids)
Biological process (GO): glycogen catabolic process
Molecular function (GO): 4-alpha-glucanotransferase activity; amylo-alpha-1,6-glucosidase activity
Source: RefSeq, a predicted model, not a curated record
AUGGCUCCUAAGACGAUGGUUUCCCACGAGGUGUACCUCCUUCCGUUGAAGGAUGAUGGAAGUCCGGAUGUCCCAGGCGGAUACAUCUACCUAGCACCACAGUCAUCUGCGCCCAUCAUUGUGCGCUUCGAAAUCGAGGGCACAUCUUCCAUCUGUCGACAUGGCAGCCUUUGGGUCAACAUCCCCGAGGAGGGCGCUGAGUUCAGACGGGAGAAGUUCCGCGAGUUCAAGCUCGAGCCCGACUUUAAUCGAACCAUUGAAAUAUCGAUACCCAUUCAUGGCGCUGGCGCAUUUGCCUUCUAUACAACUUAUGCCCCUCUUCCGGAUCUCGAGGAAACUGCGGUUAAAACGAUCAAACCUACACAAACACCCACCUACUACAUUGAUGUGGCUCCGCGAUUGACGUUGGAAGGGAAGCAGACCCCGUUGGCAGCGUUGUCGAUUUUCUCCCUGAUCUCCAAAUUCAUGGGCAAAUAUCCAACGGACUGGGACAAGCAUCUUAGGGGCAUCAGUGAACGAGGCUACAACAUGAUUCAUUUCACACCUUUACAGCAACGGGGCGCUUCUAAUUCGCCGUAUAGUAUAUAUGAUCAAUUGGCUUGGGAUCCAGAGAACUUCCCCAAUGGAGAGUCAGAUGUUAAGAAAUUGGUCGAUAGUAUGGAGAAAAAGUAUAGUUUACUCGGUCUCACUGAUGUAGUUUGGAAUCAUACCGCGGACAACAGCAAGUGGUUACAAGAACAUCCAGAGGUCGGAUAUAACGUUUCAACUGCCCCUUGGCUACGAUCUGCUCUGGAAUUGGACACUGAGCUUCUCGAAUUCAGCAAGAACCUCAGCAAACUCGGUCUGCCAACAAAUUUGAAUUCGGAGGAUGAUUUGCUCAAAAUAAUGGAUAGUCUGAAAAAAGAAGUCAUUGCCAAAUUGAAGCUCUGGCAAUACUACGUAAUCGACGUUGAGCGCGAUGCAGAUGCUGCGGUCGAAUCGUGGUCGAAGGGUGAUAUUUCUUUCCCAGCAGAAGGCUUUGGUGGAUCUGACUUUGGCGGACUCGAAACCAUCAAGAACUCGACUCCAGCGCAGCAAUCCGAAUUUUUAAACCGGUCUGGUCUUCGUGGGAAGGACCGUUUAGGUGAACGUUAUUACCGCAGUGUGGAUCCCUCGAUAGGUGCAGCUUUAUUGACUGCAAUCUAUGGUCGUUUCCAAGGUGACGCGUCCAACUCUGCUGAUCGCGGAGCUGCACGCAGUCACAUCGUCAAGGUGUUGGAUGAGCUGAAUUUGCCCAUGUACAAGGAGUACGAUAGCGAUGUCGCAGAGCUUCUUGAACAAGUCUUCAACAGGACAAAGUACACUCGACUUGACGCUCACGGACCUAAGCUCGGCGAGAUCAACCUCAAAAACCCUCUUAUCGAAUCUUAUUUCACGAGACUCCCAAAGAACCCAAUCACCGCCAAGCACAACCAAGAAGAUCUUGCACUGGUCAACAAUGGCUGGAUAUGGGCAGCGAAUGCUCUCGUCGACAAUGCUGGACCUCAGUCCCGUGCGUACCUCCGUAGAGAAGUCAUCGUGUGGGGUGAUUGUGUAAAGCUUCGAUAUGGAAAGUCCAAGGAGGAUAGUCCUUUCUUGUGGGAAUAUAUGGCAAAAUAUACUCGGCUGAUGGCGAAGUAUUUUGCUGGUUUCAGAAUCGACAACUGCCAUUCCACUCCUAUCCACGUUGCAGAAUAUUUGCUUGACGAGGCUAGACGGGUACGACCCAAUCUGUUUGUCGUUGCCGAGCUAUUUACUGGCUCAGAGGAGAUGGAUUACGUCUUUGUGAAGCGUCUGGGAUUGAGCUCGCUCAUUCGUGAAGCCAUGCAAGCGUGGUCAACUGGAGAACUGAGCCGUCUCGUGCACCGACACGGAGGCAGGCCAAUUGGCAGCUUUGAGGUGGACGAGGUUUCCGGUGCCGAUACAAAGGCUUCUCCUACCAACGGCGAGACGAACGGUACAUCACAACGCGAAAUUAUUCGUCGUAUCAAGCAGACGCCAGUUCAUGCUCUGUUCAUGGAUUGUACUCACGAUAACGAAGUUCCAGCUCAGAAGCGAGAUGCCAGAGACACUUUGCCUAACGCUGCUCUUGUUAGCAUGUGUUCAAGUUCGACAGGUAGUGUUAUGGGUUACGAUGAGAUCUAUCCAGAGCUGGUCGAUCUCGUCCAUGAGACAAGACUGUACUCAUCUCCCUCCUCGAGCAAGCAAGUUGUAGUUGGUGGCGGUGAAGGAGGUAUUGGUGGCAUCAAGAAGCUCUUGAACCAGAUCCAUACUCUCAUGGGCAAAGACGGAUAUGACGAAACUCACAUCCAUCACGAAGACCAGUACGUCACCGUACACCGCGUCCACCCUGAGUCCCGAAAAGGAUACUUCUUGAUCGCACAUACCGCAUACCCAGGUUACGGCAAUGGUAACGGCGGAUUUGCUCCAGUCCAUCUGGGUGGUACCAAAGCUCGACAUCUCGGGAGCUGGAUGCUCGAAGUCGAUGUCAGCGAGGAAGCAAAGAAGGCUGUGAUGGAAGACAAGAAGACCUUGAGGGGCUUACCAAGCAAGGUGGUUGAUCUUCCAGGAGUCAGAAUGGAGACCAAGGGCGACGAGACAAUCAUCACCGUUCGUGAUAAAUUUCCUCCUGGAAGCAUUGCGUUGUUUGAGACAUGGAUUCCUAGUGCUGAGCACUCAUCUGGUCUUGACACUUUCGUAACUUCAGGUGCAAAAGCCGCUUUCUCCAAACUUGACCUUGUCGAUUUGAACUUUGUCUUGUAUCGAUGUGACGCAGAGGAACUGGACUCCAGUGAAGGCAAGGAUAGCGUCUAUGAAAUUCCUGGACACGGGAAGCUUGUUUAUGCAGGUUUCCAAGGAUGGUGGAGUGUCCUUAAGAACAUUAUCAAGGAUAAUAACUUGGCUCAUCCCCUAUGCCAGCACCUCCGAGAGGGGCAGUGGGCACUUGAUUAUAUCGUUGGGCGAUUGGAGAGAAUCUCGAAGAAGUCAGGCUACGAGAGGUUGUCAAAACCCGCAACCUGGCUGAAAGAAAGAUUCGAUGCGAUCCGAAAAAUCCCAAGCUUUUUGUUACCAAGAUACUUUGGUCUAGUCAUCCGAACCGCGUAUAUGGCUGCGUGGGAACGGGGUCUGGAAAUGAUGGGUGAGAAUGUUCAAAAAGGACAAUGGUUCUUGAAGAGUCUUGCCAUGGUCAGUGUACAACAAUCCGGAUUUGUCAAGUCUUCUUCAUUAUAUCCCAAGAAGGCUGUCCCAUGCUUGGCAGCAGGAUUACCACAUUUCGCAGUCGAGUGGGCGAGAUGUUGGGGUCGUGAUGUUUUCAUCUCUGCUAGAGGUCUUUACCUUGGAACAGGUAGAUAUGCCGAGUGUAGAGAACACAUUUUAGCAUUUGCCAGCGUUAUGAAACACGGUAUGGUACCCAACCUGCUCAGCAGCGGAGACAACCCCCGGUACAACGCCAGGGAUGCUAUUUGGUUUAUGUUGCAGACGAUUCAAGACUACGUCAACAUUGUUCCAAAUGGUAUCGACAUCCUCAAGGAGAAAAUAGCAAGACGCUUCUUGCCUUACGAUGACACCUACUUUGAGGUUGAUGAUCCAAGAGCUUAUUCAAAGACAUCGACACUGGAAGAUAUCAUUCAAGAAGCUCUUCAGCGUCAUGCUACUGGCAUGAAAUUUCGUGAAGCAAAUGCUGGUCCAAACCUCGACAUGCAAAUGAGUUCUGGUGGUUUUGAUCAAGCAAUCUCAGUGGAUUGGUCCACCGGUAUUAUCUUUGGUGGAAACCAAGACAACUGUGGAACCUGGAUGGACAAGAUGGGCGAAAGCGAUAAAGCAGGAAGCAAAGGUGUACCGGGCACACCACGUGACGGAGCAGCUAUCGAAAUUACUGGCCUCCACUACAGCACAAUGCUGUGGUUAGCCAAGCUUCACAAGGAAGGCAAAUACAAGUAUGCUGGUGUGAGCACAUCCGAAAAGGAUCAUAAAGUCAUCACAUUCGCAGACUGGGCCGCACUCGUCAAGAAGAAUUUCGAGCGAUGCUACUAUGUUCCUCUUGACUCCAAGGAUGACAAGAAUUACGACAUCAACCCCAAGAUUGUCAAUCGCAGAGGCAUGUACAAAGAUCUUUACAAAUCCGGCAAGGAAUAUGAAGACUACCAACUCCGUCCCAACUUCCCAAUCGCCAUGACCGUCGCUCCAUCUCUUUUCGAACCAAGACACGCCCGCAACGCUCUCCUUCUCGCAGAUAAAGUCCUUCGCGGCCCAACUGGAAUGGCUACUCUCGACCCGGCAGAUCUCAACUACCGUCCAUACUACAACAACAGCGAAGACAGCCACGACUUUGCUACUUCCAAGGGACGAAAUUACCAUCAAGGUCCUGAGUGGUUGUGGCCUACUGGAUUCUUCCUUCGCGCGCUUCUGCAUUUUGAUCUUCAACGUAGAGAGGGACCGGAGGGCAAGACCGAGGCGUUCCAACAGAUUACGCGGAGACUGGCGGGGUGUAAGGAGGCAAUUGUUGAGAGUCCUUGGGCGGGAUUGACGGAGUUGACGCAGAAGAAUGGGGAGUAUUGUGCUGAUUCUUCACCGACUCAGGCGUGGAGUGCCGGGUGUCUUAUCGAUCUCUAUCAUGACGCGGCGCAGUAUGAUGUUAGUCAACUCUCUGAAUGA